AUGAGUACACGGUAUAUGGAUUUGCUGAAUGUGCAACAAGGGUACCUUGAUGAAAACUACAAUAAGGUACAGGAAAUAUUGGAUAUAUUGGAUGGUCUUGUCGAUGAGAACUUGAGCGAUGAAGAGAAGGUAAAGUUGUUGAAAAGCCUUAGUGAUGAGAGGUCACGACUAUUCAAGUCGUUGAUAAAUUUAAGGGUUAAUAAUACAAACUGCAUAGAGACGUAUAAUACUAAAAUAAAAAUUGGUCCUGCCUCUGACAUUGCAAAAAGCAGGUUAAAAGCAACACCCACUGACAUAUCGAGUGGGGACAAUUUAUUCAAUUAUUUAAAGGAGGUAAGGCAGCUGCACAUAGCUUGGUUAAAGCAUUUGAAGCUUUUGAAUGCAUUGGCAGUUGAUAUGUGCUAUCCAUUGGUAAAUCAAGAAGAUACGGAAAAUAUUGCUGUGAAUAAAGAACAUUACCCUCGAGAAUUAGCCCCUGUGUUAGAGGAAUAUGAUGCAUACGGUGCUGAUAUAGAGGAUAUCCGAAAUUUAAGAUCCAAGUUGAUGCAGUAUUUUGAGAAUAUUAAAUCGUCUAGGGCGAAGUAUCUGUUGGAAAACAAGUACUUAUUGGCGGACAGCCUAAAGGAGUUAACAAAAUUGGUAGCAGCAUGGAGCCAGAAAUGGGAACAUCUAGAAAAUAUUCUAUUUGGUGAUAGUCCUGCCUCUCUUAGAAAGCUGUUGCAGACUAUGGAAACUGUGAAGGCCUCCUUGCCUGGCGAACAAAAUGAGGACGUUGUUAUGGGCUAA
Molecule: messenger RNA, 786 nt
Organism: Eremothecium cymbalariae DBVPG#7215
Lineage: Eukaryota; Fungi; Ascomycota; Saccharomycetes; Saccharomycetales; Saccharomycetaceae
Gene: THP2
Product: Thp2p
Exons: 1
Coding region: 1-786 (261 amino acids)
Biological process (GO): transcription elongation by RNA polymerase II; mRNA export from nucleus
Cellular component (GO): nucleoplasmic THO complex
Source: RefSeq, a predicted model, not a curated record